AUGCUGCAGCGGUGCAUCCUGAGGACGUACCAUGUGCUUGCUCUGGUGCUGUGUGUGUCAGCCAGGGAGGACUUUGACUGGACCAAGAAUGAGAAAACAUCUUUCUACUACAGCACCUUCCCAACUGGUUUCUCCUGGGGAGCUGGCAGCUCCGCCUAUCAGACUGAAGGAGCGUGGAACAUAGAUGGCAAAGGAAUGAGCAUCUGGGAUGCAUUCACCCGCAAGAAGGGGAAGAUAUUCCUGAAUGACACUGGAGACACAUCGUGUGACGGCUACAACAAAUUCAAGGAUGACAUCACCUUGAUGAAGGACAUGAAGCUGAAUCAUUAUCGUUUCUCCAUCUCCUGGCCAAGGAUUUUACCAAGCGGACUGAAAAGUGAACACAUCAACGAGAAAGGAAUCAAAUACUAUGAAGACCUGAUUAACAUGCUGCUGGACAAUAAGAUCACUCCCAUUGUUAUUUUGUAUCACUGGGAUUUACCACAGCUCUUACAGGAGAAGUAUGGCGGGUGGCAGAACGUCACCAUGGUGAACUACUUCAACGACUUUGCUAACUUAUGCUUUGAAAGAUUUGGACAUAAAGUGAAAUACUGGAUCACGUUCAACAAUCCCUGGUCUAUUGCUGUGGAGGGAUAUGAAACAGGGGAACAUGCACCAGGAAUGAAGCUGAAGGGAACCGGAGCUUACAAAGCUGCCCAUCACAUCAUCAAGGCACAUGCUAAAGUUUGGCACACGUAUGACAUGCAAUGGCGAAGCAAACAAAAAGGCAUGGUUGGUAUCUCGCUAACGGCUGACUGGGGUGAACCAGUGGACAUCACCAACCAGAGGGACAUUGAAGCAGCGGAGAGAUACAUCCAGUUCUACCUGGGAUGGUUCGCUACCCCCAUCUACAAUGGAGACUACCCCCAGGUUAUGAAAGAUUACAUCGGUAGGAAGAGUGGCCAGCAGGGACUGGGAGCUUCACGGCUGCCCGUCUUCUCGCCCCAGGAGAAGAGUUACAUCAAGGGAACCUGCGACUUCCUGGGCCUCGGACAUUUCACAACUCGCUACAUCACCCCGAAGAACUAUCCAUCUGGGCUGGGAGACAGCUACUUUGCAGAUCGUGACCUUGCUGAGCUGGUUGACCCAAAAUGGCCUGAUCCAGGCUCUGAGUGGCUCUAUUCUGUUCCCUGGGGCUUCCGGCGCAUGCUGAACUUUGUCAAGACUCAGUAUGGAAACCCCAUGGUAUACGUGACAGAAAAUGGUGUCUCGGAAAAAAUGGUCUGCACCGACCUCUGUGAUGACUGGAGAAUGCAGUACUUUAAAGACUACAUUAAUGAGAUGCUCAAAGCGGUUAAGGAUGGCGUCAAUGUGAAGGGCUACACAGCUUGGUCUCUCCUGGACAACUUUGAGUGGGAUGAAGGAUUCUCCGAGAGAUUUGGACUCUACUACGUGGACUUCAGCAACAAAAAUAAACCACGCUACCCCAAGGCCUCUGUCCAGUUCUAUAAACGCAUCAUCAGCUCCAAUGGCUUUCCCAAUCAGAGAGAGGUGGAGAGCUGGAAAAGGAAAUCCGUAGAGACUUGUGCUUCCAGUAACCAGCUCCUGGCUGCGGAUCCCUUGAUAGGCCACAUGGAGAUGGUAUCAGAGAUCGUGAUUCCCACUGUGUGCACACUCUGCAUCCUCCUCAGUGCAGUGUUCCUCAUGUUCCUGCUGCGUGGACGCAUCUAAAAGAACACACGCACGCACGCACGCACACACGCACACACACACAUCUGAGAGUGCCUUCAAACCUG
Messenger RNA from Trematomus bernacchii (emerald rockcod), 1775 nucleotides. RefSeq names its product lactase-like a (gene lctla). The transcript has 13 exons. Lineage: Eukaryota; Metazoa; Chordata; Actinopteri; Perciformes; Nototheniidae. Gene Ontology annotation, molecular function: beta-glucosidase activity. The record is from RefSeq and is a predicted model, not a curated record. Gene Ontology annotation, biological process: carbohydrate metabolic process. Bases 1 to 1710 code for a protein of 569 amino acids.